AUGCGCCAUCUGCGACCACAAAAUGGUCUCGCUACCAGCUCACCAUGGUCAAAAACAACCCGGAUAACCACGCGCACCUUUUGCAAUUCACUGCCAAAACAUGACUUCUCCCCCUUCACCCGCCGACUCUACAAGCUCCCCACAGCGCCCACGCCAACAACCCAGCACAACAGCCUACCAACCUUCCUCACCUACGCCUCGCGCACCGCGCUCCCGCAGACAAGCACAGUCUACGUAGGAACCCACUACGAAUAUACCGUCCUCAACGCCCUCCGCCGCUAUGCCCUAUCCCUGCACCGCAUCGGCGGCCGCGACGACGCCGGCAUCGACCUCCUCGGCACCUGGCACCUGCCGACACGGGAGCGGGAACGCGCAGUCCGCGUGCUGGUGCAAUGCAAAGCCCUCAAGACAAAACUGGGUCCGAACCUAGUCCGCGAGCUGGAGGGUGCUCUCCGACAAGCGCCUGUUGGAUGGCGCACGGGCGAGACAGCGGGUGUGCUGGUGAGUCCGCGCGAGGCAACCAAGGGGGUGCGGGAUACUCUUGCGCGGAGCUCCUACCCGCUUUUUUGGCUCUUGGUUGAGCGGGAUGGGGUGCUUAAGCAGGCACUUUGGAACUCGAGGGCGGAGGUGCUGUUGGGCUUGGACCCUCUUGCUGUGGAGAAUAGGUAUGGUGCGCAGCUGGAUGGAUCUGUCACUUCGCAGGUCGCGCUGACUUGGGAUGGAUGUGAUGUCCCGAAUUUGGAGGAGGUGGAGGCGGGUCUUGCAAGGGGGGAGCGGGAGUGGGUUCGGUCUUGGGGGUUGGAAUUGUCCGAGAUUGGGGAGGAUGAGCUAUUGGAUGUUGUUGAGGGAAUAUUUCCCAAUGGUUGGCCCGAGGUUGGUGCUGAUGAGAUGGUUGCUGAAGAGCACCGGGCGAGGGUCGUUCGGGCUUUACAGAAGCAUUGA
This is a messenger RNA of Penicillium manginii, 942 nucleotides long. RefSeq lists its product as uncharacterized. The record is from RefSeq and is a predicted model, not a curated record. Gene Ontology annotation, molecular function: nucleic acid binding. Lineage: Eukaryota; Fungi; Ascomycota; Eurotiomycetes; Eurotiales; Aspergillaceae. Gene Ontology annotation, cellular component: mitochondrion. The transcript has a single exon. The coding region runs from base 1 to 942 and encodes 313 amino acids.